AUGGAACGAUAUGUGGCAGAAACCGACGCGUACCGCUCGAUUCCGAUACAGAAGGAGCUCAGCCUCGCAGGGAAAACAGUGGUAGUGACAGGUGGCGCACGAGGGCUCGGCCUUGCAAUUGCACAUGGCUGUGCCGAGCUGGGUGCCAACAUAGCGGUGAUUGAUAUGCUGCCUGAGCCAUCGCCUGAUCUGAAGCACCUGGACGACCUCAAGGUAAAAUGGAAAUUUUACAACACCGAUAUCACCGAUACCGAUGGCCUCGAAUCAACAUUCAAGGACAUUGUCUCUGUUUUCGGCAGCAUUGACGGUCUGGUCAACGGAGCUGGCACGGGCGGUGGAUCACCAUUUGUCGAGUUUGAGAGAGCCAGAAUGCAGAGAAUAGUUGGCGUUAAUGUGCUGGGCACUAUGGCGGUCACGCAGCUUGCGACGCAACAAAUGGUGAAGCAAGGUCGUGGGGGAGCGGUAGUCAGCAUAUCCUCCAUCGGUGGCCAUGUGAACAUUCCCGGACAGACGAAUGCUCCAUACUCUGCGUCAAAAGGGGCUAUUCUCUCCUUCACAAAAGCACUGGCUGUUGAACUUGCAGACCGCAACAUCAGAGUCAAUAGCGUAAGUCCGGGGUUUUUCCUCACCAAAAUCACGCCGGGUUACCUGGCAGGGGAUGUGGAGAGGUUGAUGGGAUUUGAGAACUCGGUGCCAAUGGGUAGAUUUGCGGAUCGGAGGGAGUUGAAAAGUGUCGUCGCCUUCCUCCUGACAUCAGCCAGUUCCUAUAUAACUGGACAAGACCUCGCUGUUGAUGGUGGUGUAUUAGCAGGGAGAGGCCAUGUGAUAUCUUCAAAGACUUGA
Molecule: messenger RNA, 843 nt
Organism: Capronia coronata CBS 617.96
Lineage: Eukaryota; Fungi; Ascomycota; Eurotiomycetes; Chaetothyriales; Herpotrichiellaceae
Exons: 4
Coding region: 1-843 (280 amino acids)
Molecular function (GO): oxidoreductase activity, acting on the CH-OH group of donors, NAD or NADP as acceptor
Source: RefSeq, a predicted model, not a curated record